UUAGGUGAUGCCACGUAAACUAAUGUGGUCUCCAUUCGUGUAAGUGUGUACAUACAUUUUGUGUUCUUGACGGCAUGAGUAAUAAAUAUAGUUUUCUAGUCUAAAUUGAAUCCAGUAUCCUUAGAAAGUGUGCACUAGUAAUUGUCUAAUUGAAAUACUUACGAGGUGAUAUUUUCCCAAAAAAUAAAUAUGGAUAAGCCAAAGUCUAUCCGAUGUAAGACAGCCGACGCGUUGGAAAUUGAUUUGAUAUUGGAAAAUAUUUUCAAGUACUUAAAACUUAAUGAUGUCGUAAUUUGUCGGACAAUUAAUCGAAACUGGUGCUACGUCGCGACGCCAUUUUUUAAAAGGAUGAUUUCCCACUUUGAGCUUGAUUUGUCGUCAUACGAAGUUCCCCCCGAACUUACUAAAUAUUGCGAGUACGUAUCUACAAGUGGACCGAACUGUGUGAAAUACUCGAAUUUCAAAUUUUACAAGCCGCCAAGCGGAGCCUUAUUUUUGGAAAAAUGUGGCGAGCACGUGACAUCCUUAAGAUUUCAGUAUGUCUUUGUGGAUUCUCUGGAAUUCUUGACACAAAUGUUAGCACACACCCCAAAUCUGGACAAGUUGGAAAUUGUCUGGUUAUCACUGGACGAUCGUUCUACAACUUUUCUCCAAGAUAACGUCACCUGGGAUAAGUUAAUUUUGCAAGUUAGGACGAUUUGCAUCACGCACUUAGACGGGUAUCCAGAAGUAGGACAACAAUUUCUGUUAAGAAUGUUUCGAGCGUGUCCGAACCUAAAAGAAGUCAGAACCGGGUCAUAUAAUGCGUCAUUUCUUCACCAACUUUUGUUAACAGAACGUGCUGGAAAUUUGAGUCAUUUAACCCUAGGACGAGUGGAUGAUCGAACUCUUGAAAUUUUACACACAAACAAGAACCAAUUUCACUUGAAGUUUCUCAAAAUCGGGCAACUCCAACUUUCCGCUGGUGAAAGAAAGAUGCUAGAAUUUCUACAAGUCCAAGCAAAUAGCCUAGAAAGCUUUAUCGUUUGUGAACUUUCGAACGUUUUUCCCCACACAAAUGGAAUUGCGCUUCCUGAACGAAUGCCAAAAUUGAAACUGUUACGGAUUGGUUUGAAACGUUGGGAUUCUCCGGAAGGGGAAGUUUUAAUGGCACCUCUCAACAUCCCAAGACAAUUCCCGGCCUUGCAAAAACUUUUGAUUUCUGGAUAUGGAAAGCAUAUCAAUUUGUCGGCAUUCUUAUUAGACAAUUGGGAUCAGGCGGCGCUCUCCGUGUGGGGAUUAGAACUUCCCGCGGGAGGAUUGUCGCCCCCAGACAUUAAAAAGUUAGGACACUUUCUCCCUAAUUUAACCGAAUUAUCGGUCGGAUAUCAGUCUGGGCAAGUUUUACGGGAGAUUUGGACUGCUUUCCCGGGCGUGGAGUCAUACACGUUGUCGGUCGGAUUGGACAAAACUUGUAACAUUGACACGACCGGAUUUCUAAAAUUGGACGAAAUAUUGACCGGGUUUAGUAAAAAGGAGAUGAAACGGGCCAAAAGGAUGUGUGGAGACGUGGGGAAACCUCGGUUUGAAGGCAUCACAAAUUUGAAAAACUUGAGGGAAUUCACUCUUAAUAACGGUCCGUUUCGGAAUCGAGUAGGAGGAAGGCGACUUAACAACGAUCGUGUAACCGACAUUGGAGCAUUUUAUGCCUUGCAAAAAUUGGAGUCACUAAAAUAUCUGGUGAUCAGGGGGCACAAGAUUUCGCAACCUGUAAUGGACGAAUUGUGUCGUGUUCGAGAGUUGUAUAAGGAUACUACAUCUUCCUAUUUGAGGUUGACGAGCCAUCCGAGAUCGCGAUACGACUCACCACACGUCAUGUGUGCGGACGACGAUGUGAAUUACGUCAGGACUUGAAGUGUGAAAAAAUAACAGUUUGUGAUUAUUUGAGUGAGAUUUCUGUACAUUUCAUAUCUUUGAUUUCUUGACACACUGCAACAUUUUUGUGGGAGGUACGGAGUAUGAGACAAUUAUUUUCACUGCUUGUGCAAUAAAUUAUCCCAACGUUUAUUCCAAU
Molecule: messenger RNA, 2053 nt
Organism: Folsomia candida
Lineage: Eukaryota; Metazoa; Arthropoda; Collembola; Entomobryomorpha; Isotomidae
Exons: 7
Coding region: 190-1893 (567 amino acids)
Molecular function (GO): protein binding
Source: RefSeq, a predicted model, not a curated record